UCCUCUGGAUAUUCUCUUUUUGCCGCUUUCGACUUUACUACCAAAGGAAUUCUGCAGCUUGCUGUGCAGAACAACGAGCUCUGGCGUUUAAGGGACUCCAACGGCAAACCCUCUGGCAUGAUCGGCGUCUGGCCCGAAAAGGCCAUCACCUUCAUUGACAACCACGACACGGGCUCUACGCAGAACUUGUGGCCCUUUCCUCCUGAUAAACUUAUGCAAGGAUAUGCCUAUAUUCUCACUCACCCCGGAGUGCCAACCAUUUUUUAUGAUCAUUUCCAGGACACGAACUUGAAGGAGGGCAUUGAAAAGCUGAUUGAAAUACGAAAGAGAAACCAAAUCAAGGCCAACAGUGCUUGCACCAUCAUAACCGCAGAGUCCGACCUGUACAUGGGCAACAUCGAGGAAAAGGUUAUCAUGAAAAUCGGAGCCAGAUAUGAUGUGGGAAAGUUCCUUCCGUCCAAAGAUUUCCAACUCGCCACAUCGGGGAACGACUAUGCUGUCUGGGAAAGGAAGGCUUAA
Molecule: messenger RNA, 519 nt
Organism: Cryptomeria japonica (Japanese cedar)
Lineage: Eukaryota; Viridiplantae; Streptophyta; Pinopsida; Cupressales; Cupressaceae
Product: alpha-amylase type B isozyme-like
Exons: 2
Biological process (GO): carbohydrate metabolic process
Molecular function (GO): calcium ion binding; alpha-amylase activity
Source: RefSeq, a predicted model, not a curated record